This is a messenger RNA of Pristis pectinata (smalltooth sawfish), 1646 nucleotides long. RefSeq names its product asialoglycoprotein receptor 2-like. The transcript is spliced from 8 exons. Bases 34 to 840 code for a protein of 268 amino acids. The record is from RefSeq and is a predicted model, not a curated record. Lineage: Eukaryota; Metazoa; Chordata; Chondrichthyes; Rhinopristiformes; Pristidae.
GGCUCAGCGCCAGGUCCUGCACGGUCUUACGCGAUGGCAAGAGAACCGGCUUAUAAUGACUAUGAGAACUUCAACGUUGAUGGUCAACAGAAGGCCAAAUGGAAUACAGGCAACCAAUUCAAGUCACUUUUUUGUGGAAAGGGGCUGGUUUUCCUCAUCCUCAUCCUUGUGAGUGUUUUCCUCAUCCUUCUGAUCAGUGGAGUCAUUAAGUGUACAGAGACGAAUGAGACAGUGGACGAGUUUCAGAAGCAGGUCCAGAUGGAAAUCUCAGAGGUAAUGAGUAACGUUUCCCACAGGACCGAGAUGAGGGAGCUUGAGCAGAGUAUUCGGAAUGAGGUGACACGUAUGAGCGCAAGAGUGUUGGAGGAGAUGUCAAGGAAGAUCAACGACAUCCUCGUCAAGAUUUCCGUCAAAAUGGAAACACUGUCAGAAUCCUCAUGUCAGAACCGUCAAUGCCCUCAUAGCUGGGUAUACUACAAUGGGAGCUGUUACUACUUCUCAACCAAGAAAGCCACAUGGAGUGCAAGUCAGCAGUACUGUUCCAUCUAUGGGGCCAAUCUCCUCGUCACUGAACGAGAGGAUGAACAGUACUUUGUCGUCUUGCAUUCUCAACACAUUCAUUUCUGGAUAGGCCUAAAUGACCACGGAAAUGAAGGCCAAUGGGAGUGGGUUGAUGGCACGGCCUACAACUCAACACCAACGUUUUGGAAUGACGGUGAACCCAACAAUGCAGGGCAUGGGGAAGAUUGUGUCCACAUUGAAAGUCAUGGAAAAUGGAAUGACAACGAAUGCAGCUCUGAGUUUCACUGGAUUUGCGAACUAAAGAGAGACUCAGCAUGAAACUCCUGCCUCAAGACUUAACUGUGGACAAACCCAGUCAACCCUGCGCCAAACUCCCCUCUGGGAUCUGAAAAACGUACAACCUGCCCGGUCGAGAGGCAGUGCAUUCGGCUCAACACAACUGUGCCGAGGCAGUGCCAGGCUGCUUUAUUGGCACAACUUUCCCUACAUUGCAACAGAACUAUUUCAUUGGCUUUGAAGUGCAUUGAGCAUUUGUGUGGAUUUGAAAGACAUGUAAACACAGGUUUUUAUCCCCAAUGCCAUUUGAUGCAAUGCAGUUAAACUCUGAUAAUCCAACACCCUUGGGUCUUUGGUGGUGCUAGACCAGCAGGUUUUCUGAACUAUUGAAUAUUAUUUCUACUAAUACUCAAACAUACUUUUAUUUCACUAUUUUCACAUGCUACGCAGCAGUAUAAUAAACUUUCCAGUGAACCAGGUGAGCUUAAAGGGAGCAAGAAACACAUAAACAUUCCGGCCCCAGACUCCCACCGCCAACCAACCUGCAUUCCUGACCUCGGAUUUUCCAGACUCCAACCCCAGCCCUGACUGUGUUCCCUGCUUAUACCCCAGACCCUGGUUCACAUUUAGCAUUUUACCGGCCUUGGUGUUUAUGUAGAGGGGCUUUCUGAAGAGAGGUGUUUGCUGCCAAGGACCUUUUUUGUCUCUGCUUAACUUGCAACUAAUACUCCAUCUCUUACUCUCAAGGUCGUCUUUAACCAUCUUCACCAGUUUACUCCUGUUGUAUUUCCAAUCACUGUGUGAAUUCAAUAGAUCUGAGGGAUCACAAUAAAGCUGCAUGGCCUUCA